AUGUCAAAUACUCAUCCUGGCUCCAAAUCGCCCGUCGGCAAGGCACGCGGAGCCAACCGCUCGACCAAGGUUGCCGGCAAGCUCAAGGACAAGGCCCCACAGACCCCCGCGCCCCCACGGGCGAAGGAGGACGCGGGUGAAGGGUCGGGCACGCUCGCCGACAGCGAAGAGGAGGAGGCCGAGGAGGAGGAAGACGAGCCCGACGUCGAGGUGUACAACCAAAUCGACCUCAUCCCGGCGGGGACCGCGCGCCGGGACGCGCUGCGGCUCACGAAAAAGAAAGCCAAGUCCCUUCCGCGCGUGACGGCGUACGCGACCGCGAGCUCGUACCGUCUCCCGGAGCUCCUCAAGUUCUUCAACGCCCGCCGGGGCUCGUACCGCACCAACCCCCGAACCAUAGUGGACGUGAUCUACACCCCGUACGUCUACGAACCCCCGCCGGCCUCGCACGCCCCCGCCACACAGGCCCGCGUGCACUUCCAGGACCCGUCUUCCCGCCAGGCGACCACCACCGGCGACCUCCUCGGGGUCCCCGAGCUCGCGCCCGGCGUGUCCGACUCGGAAGUAGCGGACCAACAGAACGGAAAGGGCAGGCGGAAGAGCAAGUUCUCGGAGACACCCACCGAGGCCGAGAUCUUCAUUUUUGAGUACGGCACUGUCGUCAUCUGGGGCAUGACUGAGCAGCAAGAACGGCGUUUCCUGUCCUCGCUAAAACGGUUCGAGGUCGACCGAGUAGCACCCCAUGAACUUGAGAUGGAAGACCUCAACUUCUACUACGCGAGCUACAGCCGGACAAAACUUUCGCUCUCGCACGCACUGUCACAAUCCGUAAAGAUUUCCCUCUUCGAGAACCUAAUAGCGAACACCAUAGAAGAGACCAAAGACAUCCCCGAGAUCAUCAGCGAGACCGGCAAGAUCAACAUGAGCCACAAGGAGAUCAUGAAGAAGAUCGGCGAGCUCUUCCUCCUCCGCACCAACAUCAACUCCGUCGGCUCCGUCCUCGACUCACCCGAGGUCUUCUGGACGUAUCCGGACCUGCAGCCGCUCUACGACGCCGCGCGCUCGUACCUCGAGAUCCCACAGCGGAUCGACCUGCUCAACGCGCGCGUCGAGAUCCUGCAGGACAUGCUCCAGCUCCUCAAGGAGACCGUCACCAGCCGGCACGCGGAGCGCCUCGAGCAGAUCGUCAUCGCGCUCAUCGCCGUCGAGAUCGUUCUCGGCAUCAUCACCAUCCUGGUCGACCUCUUUUCGUAG
Messenger RNA from Epithele typhae, 1254 nucleotides. RefSeq lists its product as uncharacterized. The transcript is spliced from 11 exons. The record is from RefSeq and is a predicted model, not a curated record. NCBI's taxonomy places the organism in Eukaryota, Fungi, Basidiomycota, Agaricomycetes, Polyporales, Epitheliaceae. The coding region runs from base 1 to 1254 and encodes 417 amino acids.